ACGAGAGAGAGAGAGAGAGACCAGAAAGGAUAAUACAUAACUCAGAAUACAUAUAGCAUUUGGGUACCAAGAAGAAGGGAAUAUGAGGCUUGGUUGAUUGUUGGUCCAUGCGCUGCGGGGAGUCCCUCGUGUACCGUGAACCCAGUUGUUAUCCAAAAAACGUACGGCACUGAUUUUAAUUGGCAUAAACAAUAUAUAGUGUGCAACGCUAAUUAAUUUUUUCCUUCAAAUUUUUUUUUGUUUUUUUUUUUAAAUAAAACAAAUACGUUACAGCAUCCCUAUAACGAUAUAAUAAUAGUCCUCCCUCAUGGGAAUGGAAAUUUCAUAUAUGAAAGUGAUGUUUAUAAUUUAAACUUUUUCUUUAAUUUCUUCCUUCUUUUUUAUUAGUGAUAAAUUAUCUUUAUUCAAAACUUAUUGUUAUAAGAUUAGGAAUUUUUCAUAAUGUAUACGAAAGUGAAUAUUUUACGAACAAAAAUUUAGUGAUUGCAACAAUCCAUCAUCCAGAGGAAAAAUAAUAGUGCGACAUUUUAUGUGCGACGGUUAUUAUUAAAGACAAGAGUGAAAUUUAAAAUUAGUGCAAUUAUUUUAAUGCAUUAUAUAUCAUUAUGGAAUGUGAAGGAGAAGCAGUUUUUCAAUAAUUAUUCACAAAUUAGAAAUAAACAGUAAAUGCAUAGAAAGCAAUUUAAAAAAUACUGAGUGGUGUGUGAUAAAUUUUAUGAAAAAACUGUGACAAGUAUAUAUAUUUAAUUGUUCUCCAUAUAUAUUAAUAUCAUAACGAAAAAUGAGGUGGUUGGAACUACUUGCAUUCAGAAAGAAUAUGAUUCGAAUAUUAACAGAUUUUCGAGUGCAUUAUUUGAUAAAACUAUUUUCAAAAGUGAUUGUCAGUUGAAAAAGGUGACAUUAGUAUAUAUUCAGAGAGAUUCAUCCGGGAAAAAUAUCCGUCGGAAACCAAAUGAAGUGGUUUAUCAUUGAAAAGGUCUCAAGUACACAUCGGAUACAUUGGAUCUAACUUCAUCACAGUUAUUGAACAAUAACAAUAAUAAUAAUAAUAAUUUGAUAAGAUUCUUCAACGACAAUAGUGGAUCUGGUCCACCUGAAGUUGUAAUGAAAGAGAAAAGUAAAAAUGCGGCGCGAUCGCGUCGUGAGAAGGAGAAUCAAGAAUUUUCCGAACUUGCUAAAUUACUUCCACUUCCAACUGCAAUUACAACGCAAUUGGAUAAAGCCAGUAUUAUCAGAUUAACGACAAGUUAUCUCAAAAUGAGGCAGGUUUUUCCUCACGGCCUGGGAGAUGAAUGGGGAGCAGUACCUCCUCCUCGUGAAUCAAAUAUGAAAGAAUUGGGAUCUCAUCUUUUACAAACAUUGGAUGGUUUCAUAUUCGUUGUGGGACGUGAUGGAAAAAUUAUGUACAUUAGUGAAACAGCAAGCGUGCACUUAGGAUUGUCCCAGGUGGAAUUAACCGGAAACAGUAUUUUCGAGUACAUUCAUGAAGAAGAUCGAGAAGAAAUGGCACGUGUUUUACUUUUACCACCGGAAUAUUAUAAACAUCCAGAAUAUUUACCACCUCCAAAUGUUCGAGGUGAAAUUGAAAUAGAACGGGCAUUUUUCAUUAGAAUGAAAUGUGUUCUUGCGAAAAGAAAUGCAGGUCUCACGAAUCAGGGAUGGAAGGUCAUUCACUGUUCGGGCUACCUCAAAGUGAAGCAAUGCACAGUCCCUGUAUCAGACUACGAAGACAAAUACGAUUACCCCACUUUUGGUUUAGUAGCCGUCGGUCAUUCACUGCCACCUAGUGCAAUUACGGAAAUUAAACUGCACAAUAACAUGUUUAUGUUCCGGGCUUCUCUCGAUAUGAAGCUUAUAUUCCUCGAUUCCAGUGUACCAAAAUUAACCGGAUAUGAACCAGCAGACCUUAUUGACAAAACGCUGUAUAAUUAUAUCCACGCCAACGAUAUUCACGAUCUAGCCAAUGCUCACAUCCUCCUUCUAAAGAAAAGUCAGGUGACAACAAGGUACUACAGGUUCUUGACAAGAGAAGGUGGAUGGGUAUGGAUGCAAUCUUACAUCACAAUUGUCAACAAUCAAAGAAGUUCGCGACCACAAUGCAUUGUUUCGGUGAAUUAUGUUCUUUCUAAUCCAGAGAGACAGGAAUUGAUUUUAAAUAUGGAUCAAAAUCAAAUGAAUAAUUCUGUUCAUGGUAAUCCACCGAGUGCACCACUCACUGUAUCGACACCUGGUACUGUCAGUACCAAUGGUCACGAUGAUCACAGUCUCAGUCCUUCGUAUCGUAGCAGAACAACCGAUUCCGAAUAUCCUGAUUCUGGUUACGCAAGUUUGGAAUACAUUGGAAGUACUCCUAAUCCCGGAUCUUAUCUCUCCAGUCCAUAUUCUACACAAGCCAACACACCACACGAGGAGGGGUCUUAUUACGCGUCCGACAUGUACGCCUACGAAUAUGGUAUACAGCCAAUUUCGUCAGUACCACAGCAGCAACAGCAUCAUCAGCCAGUAAUUCAUCAGACCUCAACGACAAUAAUGAAUGCACAUCAGCACAGUCCACAGCAGAAUCCAAGAAAAAGGCCCUAUUCGGCAUGCUCGAGUUCCUGUGAAAGUUCCGAUGCUUCAGAAAGUCAUCAAUCGAGUCCAUUGGGUGUUAAUUUAAUGGUGGAUGGACUUCGUGGUGUACAAUCAUUCUCCAACUAUCAUCACGCUCACAAUCAUCAUCACCAUAAUCAUUUAUUGGAAUCAACAUCAUCGUCAACGAAUUUAGAAACAAAUCAUGUUAUGUUUCCAAAUUGUGGUGUCACCAAUAAUAAUUCAAGUUACACUGGUUCCAAUACAAAUCUUCCACAUUAUGAGACUUAUCCUCAUCAUCAUUCUGGUCCACAGAGCAAAAGAAGAGCAAUUCAGGUUGAUCCAAUUGAUGCUGGUCCUGGCUAUACGAGUGUUAUUGUUGAUUCACAUCAAUACAGUCCAAAUUCAAUACAAAUGAAUGUACAAUCUCCAUCAUCCGUGAUGACAACAAAUUCAUCAACGCUUCAUGCGCAUCAUCAUCAUCAUCACCAUCAUCAUCAUCAUGAAGCACAUCGGCAAUUUGUACACUGACAAUCGGUACAAGUGCCCAUUUAGCACUCGCCAGCUGAAAUAAUGCUGGAGCAGAAAAAUUUACUAUUACCGGAUGUGACAAUUCGGCUUGUGAGUAAUUGGAGAGUCAAAAAUUCAUCUCGAUCCGAAUAACAAAAAAAAAAAAAAAAAAAAAAAAAAAAGAGAGAGAAUUUCCCUAGCAAAUUCGUUUGGAGAAAAUUUUCUGUUUUCUUGGAAUGGGGGAAAAAUUGAACGAUAUAUAUGAAAUUUACAAAGUCGAUAUACGGAUCAGUUCAAAAUUGAUUCAAUUCACUUGGGUUUCUGUUUUUGAUUGCGGAUUCGAAUGUUCUUUUUUAUUGGAUAUUCAAAAAGACAAGUAUGUAAUAUUUGUAUAAAAAAAAAAGAAAUUGAGUUUUUGUUUUUCAUACAGAAUGUAAAUUGAAAAUUAUUCUGUAUAUAUAAUUUUUCUAAAAUUUCACGCAUUAGAUAUUUUUUUACUGCGGCAUAUAUAUAUUAUAUUUUUUAAUUUAGACAUAAAUAUAUUUCCUUGAGUAUUAUAUUAAGCUAAAAAUCGAUUAGUUUAACUUGUUAUUUUUUUUCUAAACAAUUUUUAUGUAAAAUUGAUUAAUUUAAGAUUCGUUUAUUUUAAUUAAAAUUCAUUAAUCUGUUUUUUUUUCAAUAACAUUAUUCAAUAAAAUUGAUUCAUUUAAGUAUAGAAUAGGAGUAAAAUAAAUUUUAAGUUAAUUUGUUACAUUUUUAAACGAGUUUGAUUAAUAUUAUAUCAUUAGUUUUUAAAUACGAUUUAAGUUUGAAAAAUAUUCAAGGAAAUUUUUCCGCAAGAUAUUGUAUAUUUCGUCAGAUUAGCGGUCAGUUGAUUUUUCAAAGUUCUUAGUCCUCUUUCUGGAAAAACCCAAGGGUAGGGUUAACACUUUGAAUUUAAAAGGCCGUUUAUUGCCUAUAUAUACCUUCGCACUUUAUUAUACUACUCCGCUAUACAAAAGAGGCAAAUAUACGUGGAACAAAAGAAUAAUAUAAAAGAUAGGCAUUUUUUUAAUAUUGACAAAAUGCAUUACACGAAAGCAGAAAAAUAACAACAAAAAUCUUCGUUUUUUUUUAUAAUUAGGAAUUUUUAAAAUAAUCGGAAAAGUUAAUUAUCGUUCUCUCUCUCUCUCCUAAAAAAAACAGAAAAAUUAAACUCGCGCUGGACGUGAGAGUGAUAAAUUUGGAAUGCUUCAAUUAAAAAAAAAAAAAAAAAAAAAAAAAAAAAGAAAAAGAAAAAAAAAUCAAUUUUUGUUACAAACAAUAUUAGUGAUAAAUGAAUGAAACUAAUUGUUUCAAUACGUGUACAUAAAGCGAAGUCAGUAGGUUUCUCGAUAUAGUAAUUUUUCUAGUGUAAAUAUAAAUUUAUCUACGAGAGGUAUGUAAAUGAAAUACUUUGCUAAUAUCAAUAUAAUUGUAAAUAAAUUGAUAUAAACCCGAAGACUGACCGGUGCUGAUAUGCCAACCGACCAAAGAAAUCCGCCAUUCGUGGAAAAAAAAAUUGUAUUAUAUUUUAAACACCCUUUUUUUAUAUUUAAAAUCGCAGUAUUGUGUAGAGAAAAUAAAAACAAUUUGUUAUAUAUAAUUUAAAUAUCCGCAAGCACUAUAUAAAACAAUAGUUAUGAAAAUUAUUAAUAAAAAAAAAACAAAUAGUUUUCAUCCAUUAUAUCUUCUUAGAUCUUUAUUAUUUAUCAAAUUUAUUGUAUAAUAAGGUCUGAAAAAGCACAUAAAAAUUAUUCAUACCUAUAGGAUUCAUAGGUAAAUAAACAUACUCGAUUAACUAUUUAUAUUUAAAACAUACAUCGUCGCGAGUGUGCCGUUCAUAGUGAAGUUCGAAUAUUAUUUUACGCCAUCGCAAAAUAUAAUUUGUGAUAUGUAAAUAUUGUACAACAAAAAAGAAAAAACUGAGCAGAACGGUGCCUAUAAGCCGAAAAUAUAUCAUAUUUUCCUCUGAAAAAUUA
Messenger RNA from Leptopilina boulardi, 5078 nucleotides. It is a transcript of the gene sim, whose product is annotated as single-minded homolog 2. Gene Ontology annotation, cellular component: cytoplasm; transcription regulator complex; nucleus. Gene Ontology annotation, biological process: regulation of transcription by RNA polymerase II. Bases 1105 to 3099 code for a protein of 664 amino acids. NCBI's taxonomy places the organism in Eukaryota, Metazoa, Arthropoda, Insecta, Hymenoptera, Figitidae. The record is from RefSeq and is a predicted model, not a curated record. Gene Ontology annotation, molecular function: protein dimerization activity; DNA-binding transcription factor activity, RNA polymerase II-specific; RNA polymerase II transcription regulatory region sequence-specific DNA binding. The transcript has 10 exons.